UUUCUGUCACCACGUGAGGGUGGAGGGGAGUCCGGAAAGGGCAACAGAGACGAACUGAACCUGGAUUUUGGGUUUUUUUUUUCCAGAGAGAGAGAGGGGGGUGAGAAGCGGGGAGACGCGACUGUUCAGGUUUAACUAAAAAUUUCACAUGUGCUAAAGCUGAGAGCUCGUGGAGUGCAAGGAUGCCGACAGUGACAUUACCGCCUAAAGAGAACGCUCUCUUCAAGAGGAUUCUGAGAUGCUACGAACACAAGCAAUACAGAAAUGGCUUAAAGUUCUGCAAACAGAUCCUGUCCAACCCCAAGUUCUCCGAGCAUGGAGAGACGCUGGCGAUGAAGGGGCUGACGCUCAACUGCCUGGGUAAGAAAGAGGAAGCGUACGAUCUGGUCCGCCGAGGCCUCCGCAACGACCUGAAGAGCCAUGUCUGUUGGCACGUGUACGGUUUGCUACAGCGGUCGGAUAAGAAGUACGACGAGGCCAUCAAGUGUUACAGGAACGCGCUGAAAUGGGACAAAGACAACCUGCAGAUCCUGAGAGACCUCUCCCUGCUGCAGAUACAGAUGAGGGACCUGGAGGGCUACAGGGAGACCCGGUACCAGCUGCUACAGCUACGGCCUGCCCAGCGGGCGUCGUGGAUCGGCUAUGCCAUCGCAUACCACCUGCUAGAGGACUACGAGAUGGCCGCCAAGAUCAUCGAGGAGUUUCGGAAAACGCAGCAGACGUCCCCGGAUAAGGUGGACUACGAGUACAGCGAGCUGCUCCUGUACCAGAAUCAGGUCCUGAGGGAAGCGGGACUCUUCAAAGAGGCUCUGGAGCACCUCAUCACCUACGAGAAGCAGAUCUGUGACAAAAUGGCCGUGGAGGAAACCAGAGGGGAGCUGUUUUUGACUCUGGGCCGUUUGGAAGAGGCAGCAGACGUGUACAGGAGGCUGCAGGAGAGGAACCCGGAGAACUGGGCUUAUUACUUCGGCCUGGAGAAUGCUUUUAAACCUGCCACUACAGACGACAAGCUGAAGAUCUACGAGGAGGCCUGGGUGAAGUUCCCCAAAGGUCUGGUGCCUCGCAGGCUGCCGCUCACCUUCCUGUCCGGGGAGAAGUUUCGGGAGUGUCUGGAUAAGUAUUUAAGAAUGAACUUCAGUAAAGGCUGCCCGCCCGUCUUCACCACCCUUAAACCCCUGUACCAGGACAAAGACAAGGUGGCGAUAGUUGAAGAAUUAGUCGUAGGGUUUGAAACGUCUUUAAACAGCUGCCGAAUGUUCAGUCCGAGCGAUGACGGGAAGGAGGAGCCGCCCACCACGUUGCUCUGGGUUCAGUACUUCCUGGCGCAGCACUACGAUCAGAUCGGGCAGCAGACGCUGGCGCUGGAGUACAUCAACGCCGCCAUCGAGAGCACGCCGACGCUCAUCGAGCUCUUCCUUGUUAAAGCCAAGAUAUAUAAGCAUGCUGGGAACAUCCGAGAGGCGGCGCGAUGGAUGGACGAGGCUCAGGCCCUGGACACCGCCGACCGCUUCAUCAACUCCAAAUGCGCCAAGUAUCUGCUCAAAGCGGGUCAGGUCAAGGAGGCCGAGGAGAUGUGCUCCAAGUUCACACGGGAAGGGGCGUCGGCGGUGGAGAACCUGAACGAGAUGCAGUGCAUGUGGUUUCAGACCGAAUGUGCUCUGUCGUACAAAUCCAUGAAGAAGUACGGAGAGGCGCUUAAGAAAUGCCACGAGAUCGAGAGGCACUUUGUAGAGAUCACGGACGAUCAGUUCGACUUCCACACGUACUGCAUGCGUAAGAUGACGCUGCGCUCCUACGUGGACCUGCUGAAGCUGGAGGACGUGCUGCGCAUGCACCCGUUCUACUACAAAGCCGCCAUCACCGCCAUUCAGAUCUACCUCAACCUGCACGAUAACCCUCUCACCGACGACAGCAAAGAGCUGCAGGCCGAGACCGGAAACCUGUCAGACAAAGAGCUGAAGAAACUGAGAAACAAGCAGCGACGAGCGCAGAAGAAAGCUCAGCUGGAGGAGGAGAAGAAGAACGCCGAGAAAGAGAAGCAGCUCAAGAACCAGAAGAAGAAGAAAGAGGACGACGACGAGGAGAUCGGUGGACCCAAAGAGGAGCUCAUACCUGAUAAACUGGCUAAGGUGGAAAACCCGUUAGACGAGGCGGUGAAGUUCCUGAUACCUUUAAAAAACCUGGUGAAGAACAAGAUCGACACGCACCUACUGGCCUUCGAGAUCUACUUCAGAAAAGACCGGUGCUUGUUAAUGUUGCAGUCGGUGAAGAGAGCUUACGCCAUAGACCCUGAUCACCCCUGGCUUCACCACUGUCUAGGACGCUUCUUUAAAAGAGUGUCGGAAGCUAAAGACCUGGCCGAUCCUGUCAGCACAGUCCUCAAGCAGGAAAUCCCUCGAUUGUUUGGUGACAGCAAUCCUAAGAGCUUCAACCAGGCCUUCCUCAGCAAGCACUCAGGAUCGAUUCCUCACCGGUUAGCAGCUGCCAAAAUCAUGUUCUACCUGGAACCCUCGUCACAGAAGAAAGCAGUGGAACUCGCUACAGCACUGGACGAAUCACUCGAAAACAGAAGUAUUCAGAUCUGCACAGAGGUGUUGGAGAACCUGCGCGACGGGACCCUCGGAGACGCGUCCGAGACGGCCGAGUCGUACCGGGCCGAGUGUCACAAUCUACCCGUACACGCUGGCCUUCAUGCCCCCCGGCUACGAGGAAAACGCCAAGAUCGCCGUCAACGGGGACGUCUCCACGGAAACCGAGGAGCUAGCCAACGACAUGUGAACUCCCGCAGUGGGGUGGGGCCGAGGGAGCGGCAGGAGGGUACGACGGCGGCGGCGGCGGUUUUUGGAACACACCCCCCUCCCGAGACGGCGCGUCACUUUGCCGAACCUCCCGCGUUCUCUCCGCCCCGGACAUCCUGAUCAGGACCGAGAGGUGACGGGCAGCCACAGCCAGGAGGAGGACGAGGACGAGGAGGAAGAGCGGAGUAGCCCAUGACUACUCAGUAACUGAAAAACACAGACCACAUGCUAACGCCCUGGCGUGACGUGACGCCGCCGGCUAAUCCUGUAGUCAACCAACCGAGCUCACUCACUCACACCCCCCCUCCACCCUCCACCCUCUGUUUUAAAGAGUAAUUUAUAUGAAAAUAAAAACCGCAUAAAACGA
Trichomycterus rosablanca is the source of this 3165-nucleotide messenger RNA. RefSeq names its product N-alpha-acetyltransferase 15, NatA auxiliary subunit b (gene naa15b). Lineage: Eukaryota; Metazoa; Chordata; Actinopteri; Siluriformes; Trichomycteridae. Gene Ontology annotation, cellular component: cytoplasm; NatA complex. The record is from RefSeq and is a predicted model, not a curated record. Gene Ontology annotation, biological process: N-terminal peptidyl-methionine acetylation. Gene Ontology annotation, molecular function: protein binding.